UAAGCUAAAUGACGUCACCCUUAACUCCCGGUUAAAACUCUUGCGGUCCGGUGUCCUCCGGUAAUUAACUGACUAAAGGUCUCUCGGGGACAGAUAAACCGAACUCCUCGGUGUCCACACGAACACAGCCGACGUUAACCGAGCCGUUCCGACCAGGGUUAACGGCACUUUUAGGCUCGAGGAACUGUUUUAACCGGAGCUGCGCAGAUAGCGGGGAGGACCGGAGGACCGGAGGACCGGAGGACCGGAGGACCGGCUGCCCGCUGCUGUAACGCCGAGUUUACGUUCACUUUCCCGGUACAGCAGCAGCUCUGACCAGGUUGUCUCUGUGGAUGUUACCAGAGAAAUGAGCAUCACGGAGUUUCAGUGGAGCCUCUCCCGGUGCUCGGACACGGUGAGGUAACGGGACGGGACGGGGUCAGACAGCGACCUGUGGCUGGUUGCCGGUGACGCAGGGAGGAUGAGCGGGGCUGCUGUGCUGCUGCUGCCGCUGCUGCUGCUCAGCGGCCGGGACGUGUUUACCUCUGCCCGGUCCCUGAACGCACCACAGGACGGAGCAGUCCAGCCCGUGGACGGACAGGCGGACGGUACCGACGCCCUCACCGUGACAGGUGUGGACAGGCGGUGGCGCCCCCUGCUGGGGAAAACUCGACCCUUCAUCCUGGUGGACGGACAGAGGAGGAGCCUCGCUGAAGCUCUACAGGACGGUCACCCCGACAGGCUGCAUUGUGGGCUGGAGGUGAGGGGCCGACUCUUCCUGCUGGACCUGGAGAAGAACCAUGACCUGCUGCCCAAACCGCCAAACGUCUUCUACUACCUGCCCAACGGCACCGGUGUCUCUGUGAGGGCCCACCCUGUGACUCAUUGUUAUUACCACGGCAACGUUCGAGGAUUCCAGUCCAGAGUCGCUCUGAGCACCUGCUCCGGACUCCGCGGCAUCAUCGCCAUCAACUCCACCCUGAGCUUUGAGCUGAAGCCUCAGGAGGACCACCCUCACCACCAGGGGGCGGAGGAGGGCCGAGCAGACGGGAGUGGAGGGAGCGGAGGAGGAGGUGUAGAUGAUGAAGAUGGAGUCCACCUGCUGUUCUCCACCAGCCCUCUAGAGGGCGACAGUGCUGGAGGCUGCGGAGUCUCUCACACCGCUGUUCCCCCGAUCCACAGCUCCACACACACACACCGGUGGAAGAGAGACAUCCUGUCAGAGACCAAAUACAUCGAGCUGGUGCUGGUGGCCGACCACCAAGAGUUCCUGAACUACCAGAAGAACAAUAAGACCAUCAUCUACCGCAUGCUGGACGUGGCCAACCAGGUUGACUGGUUCUACCGUCCUCUGAACGUGCGCGUGGCGCUGACCGGUCUGGAGAUCUGGAGCGACCGCGAUAAGAUCCGGGUGGAGAAGAAUCCCACUGACACCCUCACCAACUUCCUGGAUUGGAGAGCCAGAGAGCUGCUGCCCCGCCUUCGCCAUGACAACGCCCAGCUCGUCAUGGGCGGAUCUUUUGACGGCACCACGGUGGGGAUGGCGUCUCAGUCGUCCAUGUGCUCCAGAGACCGCUCGGGUGGAGUCAACGUGGAUCACCUGGUUAGCGUGCUGGGCGUGGCCUCCACCGUUGCUCACGAGCUCGGUCACAACCUGGGGAUGAGUCACGACACCGCAGAGCGUCGCUGCGCCUGUCAGAACGAACCGCGGCUCGGAGGAUGUAUCAUGGAACCCUCGACCGGGUUCAUGCCGGGGCAGCAGUUCAGCAGCUGCAGCGCUGCAGAUCUGUCCACCAGCCUGCUGCACGGCGGCGGGAUGUGUCUGUUCAACGUGCCGCAGCCUGACCGCCUGCUGGGAGGACCGCGCUGUGGAAACCUGUACGUGGAGAAAGGAGAGGAGUGUGACUGCGGCCUGCUGGAGGAGUGUGAGGAUCCCUGCUGUAACGCCUCCACCUGUAAGCUGGUUCCUGGAGCUCAGUGCUCAUCUGACGGCAUCUGCUGCCAGGACUGCAAGCUUCGGUCUGCGGGUUCGGUGUGUCGUGACCCGCUUGGUGAGUGUGACCUUCCCGAGUUCUGCACAGGCUCCUCCCCCUACUGCCCCCCCAACGUCUUCCUGCAGAACGGGGAGCCCUGCGAGGACAGCGCCUCCUACUGCUACGGAGGAGUCUGUGCCAGCAUGAACACUCAGUGCCAGAUGCUGUGGGGACCCAAUGCGACCAGCGCUCCGCCUGUCUGUUUCUCUUCAGUCAACAAACAAGGAAACAAAUUUGGAAACUGUGGUCAGCUAACCAACGGCUCCUACAUCCCCUGUGGGAACACUGAUGUUCAUUGUGGCAGGAUCCAGUGUCAGGGCGGGAGGCAGCGCCCCCUGCUGGGCACCAACGCAGAGAUUCUCACCACUAAGGUCAAAUUUAACUACAGCGACCUGGUCUGCAGAGGAACCUUCUUCCACCUGGGAGACGACGUGUCAGAUCCCGCCACCGUGGCCCAGGGCACCGCCUGCAGCCCCGGCAAGGCCUGUUUGAACCAGAAGUGUCAGGACGUGUCGGUGUUUGGUGUGGAUGAAUGUCGCAGGAAGUGUAAUGGUCACGGGGUGUGUAACAGUAAUAAAAACUGUCACUGUGAGGUGGGCUGGGCUCCUCCUGAAUGCAGGUUCUCAGGUCACGGAGGCAGCGUGGACAGCGGGCCGGCCAGAGCUGCUGGAGAGUCUGAUCCGGUGCGAGUGGCCCUGCUCAUCAUCUUCCUCUUCAUCGUGCCCGUCGUCCUCCUCUUCCUCGCUCUGCGCUUCCCUCGAUUCAGACGGAGUGUUCUCUGUGUCAACAGCCCGUUUCAUAAAGCUCGCCAACACAGCCGGACGCCGGCGAUGGAGCGAGUGGACGGCAGGAACGGGGAGCAGGUCCGACCUCUGAGGUACCACCUGAAGCCACAGACCGACAUCCCACUGACCUCGCCCUGCACAGAGGAACAUGACAGACCUGCUCCUCCCUCUAAGCCACUCCCCCCUGACCCCGCCCUAAAACCCCCGCCGCAGCUGCUGGUGAGUCGACCAGCUCCGCCCGACAAGCCACUCCCCCCUGACCCUGCCACACCUGGACAGGUCCCUGGGCCACCCAAACCUGUGGUUCCCAUUAAGCCCCGCCUUCAUGUGCCGCUGUCCCAGCCCCCCCUCCCACCACAUCCCGGUUACACCAGCACCACCAAACCACAGCGUCUCCGAGCCGUCACACCUGCAGCCGGGAUCAACAGGCGACCUCCUCCUCCUCCUCCUCCUCCUCCUCCUCCUCCUCCGCUUCGACCCGGAGCUCCUCAGAAAGUCGAGACGUCUCCGCUUUAACCUCGACGCACUCGGACACUCUGAACGACCCGAUGAAGAGGACUCUGAUCUACUCUCUCGUCUUCGCUGACCUCAAACUGUAAAUAAAUCUCCUCCUCUAAUCUUCAGUGCCUUGCUCCGCAGCAUGCCGCAGAGGGAAAGCGGACACUCGGGAAUCAAACCCCCGACCUUUAACUGCUGAGGAUGUCACAGUCCAGUGUCCUGGUGUGAUGAAUGAUACAGCGCCCCCUGCAGGGGGAUCAGUGCCUUUCGUUUAAAAAAAACUUUUCAGUCAAACUUUAAAAUAGAAGGACGAACACUGAAAGGAUGUUAUCGUCAUGGAAACAAAACGUCCUGAUGGACUCGACCACCGGGAGUUAAAUAUCGUGGAAUAAUCCUUUUAAGGAGGAGCGUCCUCGGAGUUUGAGUGACUCAUCAGGUCAACCAUGGCGAGAUUAGUGAUGCAUUCUGGGAAAAAUUCUGCGAAUUUAAGAAUGAAGUUGAAAAACAGUAAAAAUUCAGUUUUAAUAAGGUGUGUGUGUGUGUGUGUGUGUGUGUGUGUGUGUGUGUGUGUGUGUGUGUGUGUGUGUGUGUGUGUG
This is a messenger RNA of Labrus bergylta (ballan wrasse), 3891 nucleotides long. The record is from RefSeq and is a predicted model, not a curated record. NCBI's taxonomy places the organism in Eukaryota, Metazoa, Chordata, Actinopteri, Labriformes, Labridae.